Gymnodraco acuticeps is the source of this 1039-nucleotide messenger RNA. RefSeq lists its product as uncharacterized. The coding region runs from base 16 to 918 and encodes 300 amino acids. The transcript has 4 exons. NCBI's taxonomy places the organism in Eukaryota, Metazoa, Chordata, Actinopteri, Perciformes, Bathydraconidae. The record is from RefSeq and is a predicted model, not a curated record.
UCUCUUAAGUACAAAAUGCAAAACUAUCGUACAAAGCUUGGCCGUCUUGGACAUCCUGAAAUCCUUGUGAACUCCUUAAAGCACAAGAAAACAGGCCAAGGCAAAGCUGCAGCAAACAUAAAAAAAACAAGAAAAGCUGAAAUAAACUACAUUCCUCUGCACCCAAAAGGCGAAACCACAGAAAGCUUGGAGAAUGAGAGAAUUGCCUUAUUGUCAGAACUGAAAAAGCGUGACAAUGAAGUGGUGAUAAAAGCAAAAAUGGAAAAAACCUUCUCUCACAGACGCCUUGAGAUUGUGGAGCAAAGGCCUUUGAUAGGGGACUUCAAAUGCAGAUGGCCUGCUCUGUUUCAGCAGAGUGAAGUGAAUGCGGAGUUUUUGAGGAUCACAACAUCACCACUUCAAUCAAAGUUCAUGUGGCAGCUGGACCACUUCUCAGACAAGCUCUUGAAGAUCUUCAAGAUCAAAGGAGGACUAAAGGGCCACAAAAUCAAGGAAGCCCUUGCAAUAUCAGAUUCGUUUGAAAACAUCCACAUCAAGAGGGGGUGCAUCCUGCGAAGCAUCGCGAUCUACCUCAACGAGGAUCCAGACUCUUUUUUUAAGGAGUAUCAGGCCACUGCCUCUGAAGAUGCCAAGAGGGACAUGGCAAACACAGUCAUGGGCAUAUACACACUUCAAAGAGAUGUGGAUGGGCAGCAAGAGGACGUGGGAAUUGUCAUCGAAGGCAAUAUAGUCAUGGACAACUUGGGCAGCGUGAUUGUGGGGUUUGUCAUGCUAUUGGGACUUAUUUAUGCCCUGGAUUUGAGCUUUCCGGACAACCUCAAACACACCUUCGAGUUCAUGCAGAAGGUAGUGAUGAAUCUGGAUGGGCACAAGCUGAAUGGUAAAAUCGAAAGUCUGAAGAUCAAGUUGUUCGAUUGAAAUGUGAAAAAGAAGUGACUCAUGAGUUCAUUGUUGUCAUUUUAUUCACGAGUUUCCUAAUCAGAGCAGAUUGAGCCGUUAUAUCAAUCAUUUGUUCUGUGCUUUUCUGUAUUUGUUUGUU